UUGAACUUAUACCGUCAGAAACAAAAUUGGACACAAAAAUCGAAGAAAAUGGAGAGUUGUGAUUCUGGAAAAUUCCACCCAACACUUCCGCUGGACGCAAAAUAUUACCAGCAGUGUUACCAGACUUUCUCUCGAUUCAUGGAAUUUGACAUGCCGUACACUUACGAGACAUGGUACCGCCAAGUGCUCGGAGCGGCAAUUCGGGACAAGUUACGCGGGAGAGGCACCGAGCACAGACUUACGGGACAAGAUGAUACCAAGAGAUCUGCUGAGGAUGGCUUGCUACGGCACAUGGGUGUAGGCAGUGGCUCUGGAGAACUAGAAAUUCAGAUCCUCCAAGCCCUUCUGGAAAAAUUUAAGUUCGUCUACAAUCGUGUCAUUGAGCCCAGUGCUCAUCAGAUCAAUUUGUAUGAAAGGCUGGUCAGAGGCGACAACGCACUGUCAGCUGCCGUGAGGUUCGACUGGCAGCAGCAGACGUUGGAGGCGCACUUAGCCCAUAGCGACAGGAGGGACAAGUUUGACGUCGUCACAUCGGUUCACUCAAUUUACUACGGCGGCCGCAUGGAAGAAAAAGUUCCGGUUCUAUACGACCUGUUGACAGAGGACGGAUUUCUGGUAAUCGUCCUUUUAUCAGAUACAGACAGUUUGUCUCAAAUACAGAGUGAGUUUCUCUCGCCUGACAUCGCUGGCUACCGUUACUACACGAAACAGACUCUGCAGUCAUUCCUGAUUGCCAACAACAUCCAGCACGACACUCUCGACAUCCCACGUUUUGCCAUCGACAUUACAACCUGCUUCGACGACAGCUCGGAAGAAGGCGCACAGCUUCUGGAUUUUCUCUCGCACAUGAAGCAUUUCCGAACGGCGGUACACUCGAAACAACGAGAGAAGUUCAUGCGUCUGCUAAGGCAAAAUGCGCACACCAUUGGAAACAAGGUCUUACUGACUCAUGACACAUCAGUAGUUCUUAUACAGCGAACGGACAAAAACUUUACUAAACGUGACUCUCCAUAAGUACCUUGUCGGUCAAGAUAUCUACAAUGUCAUUUUUGUCGAGGGAGGGGUCCGUUUAUGUUCACUUUUGUUUUGUUCUUUUUUUUACCCUGGGGACUCAUGGUAUUUUAAAAGUAGCGGAGAUGUUAAAGACAUAUCCAUAUUACUGCAGUUACCGUUUUCUUCUGUGGUAUAUUAAACAUUAUAGUUGUAAAUUUUCAAGGAAUGAAUAUACUCGAGAUUUCUGCUCACAUUUGUCAUUUGAAGAAUUGCUUUAUUCAGGGUGAAAAUGGUGUGCAGGCGGCGCACGGGGCUCCGUUAGGGCAAGUUCGGGCGCAAAGUAUAGUUCGACCAGUAGUCGUUGCGUGUUCACGAUGGGCAUGCGCGAUUCAUACAGUUACAAUACAAUUUUUAAAAAUAUUAUCGUUACUUACUUACUGUGAUUCUUGCAACGUACACAGUCGUUGAAAUCUUGUACAGUUAUUUUCAUGUGAUUCGUUCCCUCUGUAAUGAUAAAUGAAACUGUUUUUUUAUAAUCUCAUUUCGUUUGGUUGAACGGGGUGAAUAAGAACGAAAUGUAGUUCUCAAUAGGUGUAACUAUCACUCCGCUAGGCGGAGGGAUACAUAGUGAUGUGUUGGUAUGAAAGGAGCGGAUGGACAGUUCGGGCCAUCUGCGCACCGACAGGCCGAACCUACACUUAAAUUUUAACACUGUUUUUUUUUUCUUACAUCCCAGUCUGAAAAACUUCAAUUGACACUCGCCUAUCAUGAAUUUUCAAACGAGAGUGCUCUCUCUUCUUAAAUGCGAAUAAAGAGUGUAUGAUCUCGUUCCUACGGGCCAGUUGUUACUCUGCAAUACGAGAUGAAUUAGUCCUGGUAGGAUGCAUGAGGGCGUCAUUUAUACACCUUAUUAUACAUCGUCAGUUCGUAAAAACAGUGUCCUAAAUCUUUAUUUAGAGAUCCCAGGUAUUAAUGUUUUGUAUGGUGUCCCCACAUGGCAUUUAUAAUGCUAACUGUAUUAGUUCGUUUCUUUUCAAUCCUCCGGGCACUCCUGCAAUGACAUCAUAGAUCGUAACCUAUGCUAAGACUACUUGGUGCAGUUUUCAGCAGCACAUACAUUACACGCACAAGUUGUGCCAAAUGUGUGCCUUGUACCAUAGCAGACUUUGCAAUUGUGCACAUUGUACAAUUUGUCCACGUGCGCUUGUACAUGGUGCAUUGUGAGGUACCGGAACAAUGGAAGG
Molecule: messenger RNA, 2237 nt
Organism: Acanthaster planci (crown-of-thorns starfish)
Lineage: Eukaryota; Metazoa; Echinodermata; Asteroidea; Valvatida; Acanthasteridae
Product: histamine N-methyltransferase-like
Source: RefSeq, a predicted model, not a curated record